Drosophila guanche is the source of this 997-nucleotide messenger RNA. RefSeq names its product 39S ribosomal protein L15, mitochondrial (gene mRpL15). Lineage: Eukaryota; Metazoa; Arthropoda; Insecta; Diptera; Drosophilidae. Gene Ontology annotation, cellular component: mitochondrial large ribosomal subunit. The record is from RefSeq and is a predicted model, not a curated record. The transcript is spliced from 2 exons. Gene Ontology annotation, biological process: translation. Bases 90 to 950 code for a protein of 286 amino acids. Gene Ontology annotation, molecular function: structural constituent of ribosome.
UCGGGAACCAGCUGAUUAGCCAAAAUCGUGUUAAAUUUUUAGUUUUCAGAAGUAAACUUACAUUUGUUAAAGAAAACGAGCUUUGCAGCAUGGCCCACUUGCGGGAAACCUCCGACAAGGCUUUGAAGCUGUUGAGAACGUUGCCGCGUGUGCAAAUUGGAAACUUGCGACCGAAUCCCAACUCCAAACAGAACGACAAGCGCGGCCGAGCGCAACAUGGCGGUGACAAACAUGGAGCUGGCAACAAGGGCUCCGGACAACGCCAGAAUUUCAUGCGUUUGGGCUAUGAGACGGGCAAUCAGCCCUUCUACAUGCGGUUUCCCUAUGAGCCAUAUUACAAGGGACACCACAUGAAGCGACAGUACCCACCCAUCUCCCUACUGCAGCUGCAGGUGCUGAUCGAUACGAACAGAAUAGAUGUCAGCCAGCCCGUGGAUAUAAGUACGUUGUGCAACUCUGGUUUGUUGAACUUGAAGCCAGCGGAAAUGGAAUAUGGCUUCCAGCUGACCGACGAAGGAUUGGACAACUUUAAGGCCAAGAUCAAUAUUGAGGUACAGCAUGCGAACGAGGCAGUAAUUGCAGCCAUCGAGCGCAACGGUGGCGUCAUUCGUACAGCCUACUACGAUCCGCGAAGCCUGCACAUGCUCUCCAAUGCCAAGAAGUGGUUCGAGAAGGGAGUGCCGAUACCCAAUCGUAUGAUGCCGCCUCAGGAUGCCUUGGACUACUACACAGAUGCGAAGAAUCGUGGGUAUUUGGCUAAUCCCGAGGAGAUAAGCAAGGAUCGGCUGGUGUUGGCACAGAAAUAUGGCUAUCAACUGCCCCGCAUUGAAGACGAUCCUUCCUUUGCUAUGCUCUCGGCCGCCAAGGAUCCGAGGCAAGUGUUCUAUGGCCUGGAACCCGGCUGGCUCAUCAAUGUGGUAGAUAAAACAAUAGUGAGGCGCAAGAAAUAGUUUCUCUGUUACUAUGCAUUUUGUUAAUAAAGAUUGAAGUUUAAAAA